Messenger RNA from Fragaria vesca subsp. vesca, 921 nucleotides. RefSeq lists its product as uncharacterized. The record is from RefSeq and is a predicted model, not a curated record. Gene Ontology annotation, molecular function: nucleic acid binding; zinc ion binding. Bases 1 to 921 code for a protein of 306 amino acids. NCBI's taxonomy places the organism in Eukaryota, Viridiplantae, Streptophyta, Magnoliopsida, Rosales, Rosaceae. The transcript is spliced from 2 exons.
AUGGGAAUCCUCAACAAGCUUGAGUUUGUCGCUUUGGAAGUUUCCGGACGGAACUACCUCAAGUGGACCCAAGAUGUCAAGCUUCAUCUGACUGCACAAAAGAUGAGAACAACGAGCAAUGCUGACAAUAUUGCUCCAGAAGAUAUGAAAGCUAGGGCUAUGAUUUUCCUUAGGAAGCAUAUGGAGGAAGCCCUGACUGUGGAGUACUUAGCUGAAGAGGACCCACGGUCUCUUUGGGUCGCUCUAGAAGAGCGAUUCAAUCAUCAGAAGGCCAUAUAUUUGCCACAAGGAAGGCAUGACUGGCAGAACAUACGUUUUCAAGAUUUCAAGACUGUGAAUGAGUAUAACUCUGAAAUAUGCCGCAUUCGGUCACUCCUAAAAUUCUGUGGAGAAGAGCGCACAGAAGCUGAUCUAUUGGAGAAAACUCUCUCCACUUUCCCUCCUUGUAUGAAUGAUCAAGCGAGGCCCAUUGGUGCUAGAGCAGCUCCUUUGCCUGAAGCAAAUAUUGUUGCCCAUCGCGGAAAUAAUCGCGUAAGGAGGAACAUGGGCCGUGGAAAGGGAAGAAGAAAUGGACCCAGAAAUGGCCCAUAUGACCGUGAACCCCAAAGAAAUGGCCCUAGAGGCCGAGGAGGACGUGGUCAAGGCCCACGUGGUAGGAACCGAAAUGCUCCAGCUCAUCAAGCUCAAGUCAGAGAGAAUGCUGGCCCGGCCCGUCGCCCUCAAAAUCAGCAUAAUUUAUGUUAUAGAUGUGGAGGCACUGAUCAUUGGUCUCGCACCUGUCGUGCAACGAAUGAGAAGAUAGAAGAGUAUCACGCUAGACGCGGAACUCAAGAGGCCAAUCUUGUGGAAGAGGCAGUCCCUAUUAAUACCACCUUGGAGAUCGCUGAUUUUCAAGCGGCCAAUGAAUACAUUGAGGAUUGA